Molecule: messenger RNA, 1530 nt
Organism: Paracoccidioides lutzii Pb01
Product: kynurenine 3-monooxygenase
Exons: 3
Coding region: 1-1530 (509 amino acids)
Biological process (GO): NAD+ metabolic process; L-tryptophan catabolic process; quinolinate biosynthetic process
Cellular component (GO): mitochondrial outer membrane
Molecular function (GO): kynurenine 3-monooxygenase activity; FAD binding; NAD(P)H oxidase H2O2-forming activity
Source: RefSeq, a predicted model, not a curated record
AUGGCAGAAACAAAGCAAAAGGUUGUCAUUGUCGGUGCAGGCCCUGUUGGGUCUCUAGCCGCCCUCUACGCCGCCGAGCGAGGCGACAUUGUUGAACUAUAUGAACUGCGUGGAGACCUCCGCAAUCCCUCGACCACCCCCCUGAAUUUCACCAAGUCUAUCAAUGUGGCCCUUGCGGAACGCGGCAUCAAUACGAUGAGGCGGAUCAAGCGCCCUGGAUUUAUAGAUGCGAUUCUCAAGGAAACCGUUCCCAUGUACGCCCGCAUGGUUCAUAGAAAGAACCAAUUGGGCAAGCUCACACAGGAAUCCCAGCCCUAUGAUGUUCACGGCAGGUACAACAAUGCCAUGGACCGUGGCCGCCUCAACGAGAUCCUGCUUGACGAACUUGAGAACACGCCCAACGUGAAAAUCUUUUUCAACCAUAAGCUAACGGGCGCCGAUUUCAAAAACAAAAAGGCCUGGUUCGAGCGAAAGAACGUCGAUGAUCCCACAGGGGCAGCCACCACUACUACGCAAAACGGCAAAUCUAUUGCUGUCACCCGAGCACCAGAGAUCGAAGUUCCUUUCGACUUCCUCAUAGGUGCUGAUGGCGCACAUUCCGCUACCAGGUAUCAUCUCAUGAAGUACGUCCCCAUGAAUUACCAGCAAGAAUACGUCGAUGUACUCUGGUGCGAGUUCCACAUCGCGCCAACGGCAGAUACAAAUGAUUUCGCUAUCUCGCCAGACCACCUACACAUCUGGCCCGGACGGGAAUUCAUGUUCAUUGCGCUUCCUUCGCCGAAUAAAACGUUCACUUGCACUCUCUUCGCGCCAGAAGCGCAAUUUGCUGCCCUGGAAAAGGAGCCGGACACCCUCCUCGCAUUUUUCAACAAAAACUUCCCUGGCGUGUCUCCGGAGCUCAUCUCGCCAUCCGCCCUACAAGAGCAGUUUAGAACGAACCCGCACCUACCACUUAUCAGUAUCAAAUGCUCACCAUACCACUUUGGCUCCAGUGUCGUGAUCAUUGGCGAUGCCGCCCAUGCCAUGCUACCCUUCUAUGGGCAGGGUCUGAAUGCCGGACUCGAGGAUGUACGCAUCCUCUUUGAGUACCUCGAGCAGCAAGGGGUGUAUGGACACCCGUCUUCCCAAAAAUCGCAAGGGAACAUCAACAUCGACACCGCCCGCGCUGCCGCUCUAGAUGCAUACACCUGCGAACGCACCCCCGAUGCGCACGCUAUCAAUGAUCUGUCACGCCGUAACUACCUUGAAAUGCGUUGGGGGGUGACAUCGCCGCUCUAUCUUCUGCGCAAAUAUGUUGAAGAGACCCUGUACCGACGCAUCCCAAUUCUGGGAUGGUCAACCCAGUAUGCCCGCGUGAGUUUUAGCAAUGAACGCUAUUCAGAGAUUGAAAUGAAGGCAAAGCAGCAGGGCCGGAUUCUAGUUCGUGUGUUGACACUCAUGCUGGCUUCGGUUAUUGGUGCUGGAGGGUUUUUGGGUUGGAAAGGGAUGUGGUGGGAGCGGUUGGGGAAGUUAAUGAGGAGUUUUUGGUAG